GUAUCCAAUUGUAAAUGAAUCCAAAUAAACUUUCAUCUUGAUCACAGAGGCCUUAGUAUUUUCAGCCGGCAGACAUUUAGCAGCCAACAGAAGCAAGGAUGCCUUUAUUGAAGUACAGGAGAGGCGUGUUCACAGAACCCUGAUAUUUUGUAAAAAAAUACUAUGGUUUGGAAGUAUUUGACAUUUUUUAAAUCCUCCAAAAAGUACAUCGCCUAAUUUGCAGAUGAACAUGGGUAAACUUCAGAAAAUUGAAAAGCACUCAAAACAAGUUAUGGAGUCAAAGCACAAGCUUAAACCCAGGAAUAACUCUUUCAAACAAAAACAACCUGAUAUAAGGACAUCUUUAGUUGAGACUCUGGGUGAUGUAGUUGAAGAGAGUGAAUCAGAUCCUGAAAAAGUCCAGACGGACUCUUCUAUAUAUGAUACAUUAUUAUCAUCUCUGAAAUCAAGUUGUGGAUCUUUUGCCCAUGUCUAUGAUAAGAGGCAGAGAGAACAACAAGGCGUUAGCAGUGAGGAGGAAGAAGAAAGCGAGCCAGAGGUUGGAAGUGAUGAUAUGAGUGAUGCUGAAGUAACAGAUGUCGGUAAGAGAUUAUUAAUUUUGAGGGAAAUGGAAACAAAAGAAGCUAGUGAGAUGGAGAUCGCAGAAGCAGAAGAGGCUGAAGAUGUUAAUUAUGCAAACGAUGAAUCUGGAAGUGAUGAAGAAUGUGAUACAGAAGUUGAUGAAGAGGAAAAAGUAAAUAAUGAUGCAUCUAUGAAUAUUAGUUCUUUUAAAUCGCAUAUGGAGUACAUUUUGAGUGAAGCAGAUGUACAAAAGCUGAAGGAAGGGAAAAGAAAGUUCAAAUCAGAGCUCACUGCUUAUGGAAUGCCAAUGUGCAAAUGGAAAACUACUAAUGAUGCCUUUCCAAAGGAUGAUGACAAACUUGCAAGUUAUGGUGUGAAGAUGAGUCUACAAUCAUGGUGGCAAACCAUUUUUAAAAGGGCAGAGUGUUGCAAUUUCACUUCUGCUAUGCAAAGCCAAUUUUUUUCUCUUUGUAACAGUUAUCAAGAUAUAUUGCAUUCAAACAAAAAUGCAUUUAUGGCUGGAGGCCAAGAUGAUGAUUUGAGUGUAACAGACGCUUAUCUUUUGCAUCUUCUUAAUCAUGUUUAUAAAACAAGAGACAUAGUUACAAAAAAUAAUGCUAGAUUGAGUCAACAGUCAAAUAAUGGAGAUAAAUUGAUAAAUGCUGCUGAGCCUCCCCGAGAUCAAGGAUUUACUCGUCCAAAGGUUCUAAUUCUUGUGCCACUUCGAAGCAUUGCUCUUAGGACUGUAAAGAGGUUAAUUGAGUUGAUACCAAACUCAUGCAAAGAAUCUAUUGAAUAUAAAGAUAGGUUUAUUGAUGAAUUUGGUGCUGGUGAGGAUGAUGAAAAUGGAGAUCUAGAGGAUAUAGCAAUAUCUGAAGGCCAAAAGCAAGGGAAAUAUAAAGCAUCUUCAAAACCUGCUGAUUUUCAAGCUCUUUUUGGAGGGAAUAAUGAUGAUCAUUUUCGGUUUGGGAUUAAAUUCACUAAGAAAACUGUCAAGCUUUACAGUGAUUUCUAUUCUUCAGACAUCAUUGUUGCUUCUCCAAUUGGGUUGAUUACUAGAAUUGGAGAAGCAGAGACUGAGAAGAAUAAAGAUGUGGAUUUCUUAUCAUCAAUAGAGAUUUUAGUCAUUGACAAUGCUGAUGUCAUUUUGAUGCAGAACUGGUCUCAUAUUGUUUCUGUUGUUGACCAAUUAAAUCAAUUACCAACCAAGCAGCAUGGCACUGAUUUCAUGCGCAUCCGAGAAUGGUAUUUGAAUGGACAAGCACGCUAUUAUCGACAAACAAUUAUCCUAUCAAAUUUUGCAAAUGCAGAUAUAAAUGCAUUGUUCAAUCGUUUUUGUGUUAACUAUCAGGGAAAGGUUAAAUUAUUGUCCGUUUACAAUGGUGUUCUCCCAAAGGUGUUGCUUCAAGUACGCCAGGUUUAUGAGCGUUUCUAUUCCAAUUCAGUCUUAGAUGUUGAUGAUAAGCGAUUUGAAUUUUUCACUAAAAAGAUAUUCCCAAAAAUAAAGGAUUCGCUGCAGGGUGGUAUCAUGUUAUUUAUAAGCUCAUACUUUGACUUUGUCCGUCUUCGAAACUUCUUAAAAGAGCAAAAUGCUUCUUUUUGCUUGCUUGGCGAAUACACAAAACAGAGUGAUAUUUCACGUGGACGAACUUGGUUUUUCCAUGGGGAACGCAAGAUUAUUUUGUAUACAGAGCGUGCUCAUUUCUAUCAUAGAUAUAAGAUCCGUGGCAUACGGGAUUUGAUCUAUUAUUCGCUUCCAGAGAGGAAUGACUUUUAUGCUGAGAUAACCAAUAUGUUUGAAGGGGUCGAUAAUCCUACAUGCACUGUUCUAUUUUCACACUUCGAUAUUUUGCAACUUGAGAGGAUUGUUGGAACAUCUUCUGCACAAAAAAUGUUAAAGUCGAAGAAGCGAACAUUCAUAUUCUGCUAGAGAGAAAUCUUGAUGCAGCUUAAUCCAAGCAGUGGAGUCUUGGAUAAGCUUAUCAAUAACCUUUUAAAUCACUAUUAACAUUUUUUUCGGCAAAGAAGGCUUUAUUACAAUUGUUAUGCAGAUGAAAAUUUUGCGUCUGCUCCCAUUCUGCUUUGUAAGAACCAAUUCAGAAGUGUAGGAUAUAGCCUCGCUUAAAAUCAAUUUUCUUAUUUAAUUUUAAUAUCUAUUACAAGUCAUAACUGCUCACAUGAUCUCCACAGUUACGUUGUUUAUGUUGCUGUCCGACCAUAAUAUGAUUUUUGUAUAAUGUGUAUGGCUGUGUAGUUAAGCGCA
Cryptomeria japonica (Japanese cedar) is the source of this 2824-nucleotide messenger RNA. RefSeq names its product protein NUCLEOLAR FACTOR 1-like. Gene Ontology annotation, molecular function: rRNA binding; U3 snoRNA binding. Lineage: Eukaryota; Viridiplantae; Streptophyta; Pinopsida; Cupressales; Cupressaceae. The record is from RefSeq and is a predicted model, not a curated record. Bases 224 to 2491 code for a protein of 755 amino acids. Gene Ontology annotation, biological process: maturation of SSU-rRNA from tricistronic rRNA transcript (SSU-rRNA, 5.8S rRNA, LSU-rRNA). The transcript has 26 exons. Gene Ontology annotation, cellular component: small-subunit processome; nucleolus.